UGGCUGGUUUGGGAAGAAGUGUCUUGACAUUCCAUUCCAGCUCCGCAAAACCAAAACCCUUUUCACCCUUCAAUUCUUCUUAUUCAAAAACUCAAACAUUUUUUCUACAUUUUUUUUUUCUCUUCUUUGUACAGUUUACGUUUCAUUCUUACCCAAAGAAUUGGAAUUUUAACGAUCCCGAGGGUAUAUAAUUAUACCCUUUCAUUGUUUUGGCCCCCAUUGUUAUAAGUGAUUCUGGUUCCUAAGGAAUCAAAUAUGGGAGUUAACGAUGAAAGGGGAGUAAAUGUAAUGAAUAGGUUUGGUUACACUUUACCCUUUAAUGGAACAUCAAGUCCAAAGAGUUCCUUGAGUGAAGAAAGACGCCAAAGUAUUGGUCCAACUUUUCAUGUUGAGAGGGUGGUUGAAAGUCCCGUAAUUCAACGGCUUCAUGGAAAUGCUUGUGACAUGCAGAGCUCUGAUCAAUCAUCCUCAAGGCGAAUUUUUGGAUACGAUGGCAGUGAGUCCAGAUCCUAUUCAUCAAAAUUGUUCUCUCUAUUUGGAGGGCAGAAGAGAGAGGAGGAGAUAGUGAAAGAUGAAGUGGAGAAAAAGAAACAAGGGAAUUCUAGCAGGGAAAUUCCUUCCACAAUGAGUGAUAAGAAGCUAGAUAAGGUGGGUGAGACUCAGACAAGAACUUUAAGCUGUGUUGUUUCACAAAAACCAAAGAAAGUGUCACAAUUGUUCCCAGAAAAUCCAUCAAAGGCAAGAUCACCAAUAGCAAAAAGCCCUACUGCAAAACCUCCUAUUGAUAGGAAAAAUGACAGCCCUAUGAAAAAACAGAACGCAGCUGUUCACCGUGUGAAGAAAACUGUUGGUGGAAGAUCACUGUCUUCAGGUCAAAUUGAGAUUUCCUCUGGGACAGCAUUGGAUAAGCCUGAACUGGGACAAGCUUUGCUAAACCAAGCAAGGGACGUAAUUUCAUCUGGAACUAAUCGAACGAGAGCUCUUGAAUUAGCCCUUCAAGCAAAGAAACUGUUUGAGAGAAAUGCUGCUUAUGGGAGACCAAAUUUGGACCUGGCCAUGUGUUUACAUGUUACUGCAGUGAUACAUUGCACUCUGGGCAAUUUCAAUGAAGCAAUUCCGCUAGUAGAGCGCUCAAUCGAGAUUCCUGCUAUUGAAGAAGGCCAACAGCACGCCAUUGCUAAAUUCGCAGGCCACAUGCAUCUGGGAGACAUUUAUGCUAUGUCGGGGCAGCUGGAGAAGUCAAUCAAGUGCUACAUGGAAGGGUUAGAAUUACAGAAGAAGGUUUUGGGAGAAACAGACGCAAGAGUUGGCGAAACAUGUAGGUAUGUGGCUGAGGCUAACUUUCAUGCAUUGCAAUUUGAGGAGGCGGAGAGGAUGUGCCAAACAGCCCUUGAUAUCCACAGAGCAAAUGGUUCACCCUCAUCUCUUGAAGAGGCUGCUGAUAGGAGGUUGAUGGGGCUUAUAUGCGAAGCAGAUGGUAAACACGAAGCAGCCCUGGAGCAUCUUGUGUUGGCCAGCAUGGCAAUGGUGGCAAAUGGGCAAGAAGUGGAAGUGGCGUUUGUUGACUGCAACAUUGGAGACACGUACUUAUCCUUGGCUAGAUAUGAUGAAGCCAUCUUUGGAUAUCAGAGAGCAUUGAGGGUUUUCAAGAUCCACAAAGGUGAGAACCACCCUGCUGUGGGAUCAGUUUAUGUGCGUCUGGCUGACUUGUAUAGCAGAACAUGGAAGAUUAAGGAGUCAAAAUUAUACUGUGAGGAGGCACUUAAAAUCUAUGAGAAUCCCAUGCCUGGGGUCCCUCCAGAGGAAACUGCAAACGGUUUUAUGAAUGUCUCAGCCAUCUACGAGUCGAUAAAUGAGCUAGAAGAGGCACUUAAAUUGCUUCACAAGGCACUAACCAUACUUAAUGAUGUCUCUGGUCAGAUAAACACCAUAGCAGGAAUUGAAGCUCAGAUGGGGGUGAUGUACUUUGUGUUGAAGAACUACACUGAAUCUUAUAACUGUCUCAAGAAUGCCGUGUCCAAGCUUCGUGCUAGUGGAGGAAAGAAAUCAGCUUUCUUUGGUACUGUUCUUAAUCAAAUGGGACUUGCUUGUGUUCAACUCCAUUCCCUGGAUGAGGCUGCAGCAUUAUUUGAAGAAGCAAGGGCCAUUUUGGAACAAGAGAAUGGACCCUAUCACACUGAAACACUUGGAGUAUGUGGCAAUCUUGCUGGAACAUAUGAUGCAACUGGAAGGCUGGAUGAGGCAAUUGAAAUUCUUGAAAACAUUGUGGUAAUGAGGGAGGAAAAGCUUGGGACUGCAAAUCCUGAUGUUGCUGAUGAGAAGAGAAGGUUGGAGGAGUUGUUGAAGGAAACAGGGAAAGUUCGGAACAGAAAAACUAAGUCACUGGAGAACCUUUUUGAUCAUGAUUAUAUAUGACUAUAGCUAGAUAGGUGUGGUGUGAAAAGGUCCAUGUUUUACGGGAAUUCUAGAAAUGGAACAAUGGUAGUUUUUGUGGGUAAAAUCAAAUCCAAUGAAUAAUCAAGAGUCUAAAUGCUGAAUAUUUGUCCAAACCUCUACUAAUAAUUUGUAGAUACCAUGUAACUAUUUACCUUAUUUGGAUGGAUAUGCAUUGUUUUUUG
Vigna unguiculata (cowpea) is the source of this 2618-nucleotide messenger RNA. Its product is annotated as protein KINESIN LIGHT CHAIN-RELATED 3-like. Lineage: Eukaryota; Viridiplantae; Streptophyta; Magnoliopsida; Fabales; Fabaceae. The record is from RefSeq and is a predicted model, not a curated record. Gene Ontology annotation, molecular function: protein binding.